AUGGAGUAUGCAAGCUCCCGGGCCUUAACAAGAUGCCGCUUCAAUAUAAAUCCCCGGUCAGCUAUAGCUUCCCAACUACAAUACCCUAGACGGUCAAUAUCAGCAAUCAAUCCCAAACUUGUGGACGAAGCUCCAGAGUUAAAUAGCCUCAAUCAAAUACGCACACUCCCAUCAACAUCCAAUUCCAAGCGUGGCCCAGAUAAAGCUCCAGAGAUAAAUGGCGCCGACGAAGUACACUCAAUCCCAUCGAGACCACGCCCAGCUCGCCCAUCGGAGUACCUACCGCGAUCACCUCUUUUUGAAAAAAAGUAUGUCGAGCCCAAGCAGCGCAAAAAUCGGCCAGAUGCCACGUACCUCGAACCUCUAUCCGACAAUCCAUGGGCAUUGGCUCUCGCAACACCUGUACGUAUGUGUGCCUUGACAGGUACACGAAUGCCGCGCGCUCUACUAGGAGAAUGGGGCCUCGUGCGCAAACCCGAUACAGAGCAGAAUUAUGUCUUGCCCGUGGACCUGCUCAAAGAGGCGCUCCAACAGACCAAGGUCACGAGAGAGGCUGCAGCCGAAACACCGGAUGCUACGGAUAGACAGGACAAUGAAUCUUCAUCUUUAAAUGAUGUCCCAUCUGAUGAUAUCAUGGACUUGCUCAAAGAAUCGCCGGAACAGGGCGCAGCCAUACCAAAUGCAGCUAUACUUGAGCAGACUCAAGAAUCUACUCCAUCCAAUCGUACUGUGGGCCGCCAUGUUGUUUUUCGAAUGGUCAAUUUACUCCCAACAUUUCAACUGCUAUCUGAACCUCUUGCGUUUAAUACUAGCAGGAAGCCUGCUGUUUCCCGACUCAUACCUUUCCGAUGGAAGCAUCCACAAGGGCCCAUCACAGCAAGAGAGGAGAAGGAGAUGGUAUGGAUCGAGGAUAUGCCCGAAUACCUGCUCCAGAAAAUGAGGAAUGAUCUUGUGAAAAAGCUGAAACAAGCCUGCCAACCAACCUACGACCCCAGUGCACGGACCGACAGGAUCGAUUUCGAUAACAAGCUGGCAGAGGCUUGGAAAAAGUCCCACGAGCCCGGUUCAUGGAACGGAGUAUGGACCAUUCUUGAAGCGCAGCGAAACCCAGGUGUAAUGCCUGCGAAGUUUUUAAAAGAUAUGCGGUCGAUUGAUGAUAUGGCGUGUGGGGCCGUGCUUCUCCUUGGUCGAUCUCAACCUAGCAGUAUCACCGAUGAAACAAUUACACAUCCACAGACUCAGACUCAAGUUCCAGUGUUUGAUCUGUCUGCAAUGCUAGGGGAGGCUGACUUGACACGGCUUCGUGAAACAGAACCUCUACAUUUCGAAAAUGAGUCUUUAUUUUUCAGGCCGGUUGAUCCAGUUGGUCAUGAGGCUAUGUUGGUAUUGUGGAAAUUGCAACGAUUCCUAACUAAAGACCUAAAGCUUGCAGAGAUAGAGGCUGAGUGGUAA
This is a messenger RNA of Penicillium taxi, 1452 nucleotides long. RefSeq lists its product as uncharacterized. The record is from RefSeq and is a predicted model, not a curated record. The coding region runs from base 1 to 1452 and encodes 483 amino acids. The transcript has a single exon. NCBI's taxonomy places the organism in Eukaryota, Fungi, Ascomycota, Eurotiomycetes, Eurotiales, Aspergillaceae.